CCUCACCCUUUACCUCAGCUGAGUACAGCGAAGCAACACUCUCCACUCAAGCCUUACUUUCAACCACACGACAUGGCUAACAUUAGAGUUUUGGCGAUUUUUCUGCUGAUCGCUUUAAGCACGGCCGAGAGAAUGGCCCCCAAAGUAGGCUUUGCAAAAUGGAAAGCGCUGAGGGAAUUAAAGAGAAACACAGUUCUCAAUGCACCACCCUUAUGCAACAAAGCUAUUGACAUUGGAAUCACGAUGGAGAGAAGGACAGAAGAUGAGUGGGGAUUGGAAAAGAAGUUUGCAGAGGCACUCAUCAAUAAGUUCCCUGUCAAUCACGAUAUGACCCACAUUGGUGUCAUUGGGUUCGAUCAGCGCACUCAGUUACUUUUCGAUUUCAACAAACUGUUGUUAAGUGCCACAUACAAGGAAGACAUGUUAAAACUGAUCGAGUCCUGGGGCCCUGGUAAUUCGAAUGAUACGACUCGUGACAAAGUCAUAGAUCGAGCGCUGGAACUUGCGGGUGAAAAAUUGUUUACUGAAGCUGGUGGAGCCAGAGGAUACGAUCAGGUUCUUGUGCUUUUGACAGACGGCAAGCAAGUGAGUCAAAGUGUUCCAUCUCCUGAUAGUCCCGCAGCGCCAGUCGCCCGUAGACUUGAACUGCAAGGAGUACAAAUUAUUGUGGUUGGUAUCGGCUUUCCAGAUCCUAUAGAGCUUUUGGAAAUUGCUGGUGCUGGUGUGGAUAAUAUGGAAAAGUACAACAACAUAUUUUACCUGAGGGAUGAAAGCAUUAUUCAGUCCGAGGUAGAGAAAGUGGCAAAACGCAUAUGUGAGAUGACCGCAUCAGACAUACAUUCAGUUUAAACCAUUUACUGUUAACAGUCUUGUAGCAGUGACAUGUUUUUUGAUUUAGUCGCUGAAGAAUCAAAACUAAUUUUGCAGCUAGUCAGCGAUACGUAGAACUGAAGAUUUCUUUUAGUUUUGAAAAGUUUGCUUUGAUGUUCUCGUUAUUAUUAAUCAAAUAGCUCUCUGAUAUUCUCAUCACGUAAAGGUCGUAUCAAUCACAUUUAUGUUGUAAGAAAAAAAGUUCACUGCAGACAGUUAAACAGACGCCCUAUCUUGUAUUAACAGUUUAACUUCAUAAAAUUGGCAAAUAAAUUG
Messenger RNA from Pocillopora verrucosa, 1146 nucleotides. RefSeq names its product von Willebrand factor A domain-containing protein 2. NCBI's taxonomy places the organism in Eukaryota, Metazoa, Cnidaria, Anthozoa, Scleractinia, Pocilloporidae. The record is from RefSeq and is a predicted model, not a curated record.